Aureobasidium pullulans EXF-150 is the source of this 3922-nucleotide messenger RNA. RefSeq lists its product as uncharacterized. Gene Ontology annotation, biological process: protein transport to vacuole involved in ubiquitin-dependent protein catabolic process via the multivesicular body sorting pathway. The coding region runs from base 107 to 3775 and encodes 1222 amino acids. Gene Ontology annotation, cellular component: ESCRT-0 complex. The transcript has 2 exons. The record is from RefSeq and is a predicted model, not a curated record. NCBI's taxonomy places the organism in Eukaryota, Fungi, Ascomycota, Dothideomycetes, Dothideales, Saccotheciaceae. Gene Ontology annotation, molecular function: protein binding.
CUGCCGACACAGAGCUAUACACCCUGAAGAAGACAUAUACGCCAAUUCCCUCACUCCACUCUCCCGCCAUCAGAUUGUCGACACAGGCUCCAGGCAGGCAAUCGACAUGUCAGGACCGCCGUUCAAGGUCAAGGCAGUCUACGAGUACUCAAGCCCACACGAAGAUGACCUUCCGUUUCCCGAAGGCCAGAUCAUCACCGUCGUAGCUCUGGAAGACGCCGACUGGUAUGAAGGCGAAUACACGGACGCCUCAGGUGGCAAGCACCGUGGUCUGUUUCCCAAGAACUUUGUCGAGCGCUACGAGCCCGAGGUUCCCUCAAGACCCGCCAGACGCCCCGUCUCAGAGAUGCGCUCUCCUCCACCGCAGGCUCCUGUCCCCGAACCUGCAGUAGGCGCCUUCCCCGAGGAAGCCGAUGAGGAGGACGACGACGACAGCUUCGCCGAGCCUCCACCCGUUCCCGCCCAAUCCAAGUCCGUCAUUGAGCCCGAGGCUGCUCCAGUACCGCUGCCUCCUCGCAACCUCUCACCUCCUCCGCCAGCCAGACAAACUGCUCCCCCUCCGCCAGCUCAAGAGACGGUCAGAUCUCCUCAAGCAGAAGCACCAGCCAUCCGCGAGACAAUCAAGUCUCCUCCGCCCGCGCCCAAGCCAGCUCCCUCUGAGCCCGCCAAGUCGGAACCUGUCAAGGCAGAGCCCUUUAAGAAAGAGCCUCCGCCUGUGAGCAGCAAGCCUAGUUCAUUCAGAGAUCGCAUUGCCGCAUUCAACAAUGCCGGAGCCGCUCCCGUUGCUCCCUUCAAGCCCGCUGCUCCCACAUUUGUCAAGAAACCAUUCGUCGCACCUCCCCCGAGCAAGAAUGCAUACAUCCCUCCACCCAAGGUCGAGCCUGUACAGAAGGUCUACCGCAGGGAAGAAGACCCUGACAUUCAGAAAGACCAAGCUCAGGCAGAUGAGAAUGCAGCAAAGGCUGGUCUCUUGCCUUCGGAACACCCACAAUCGCCUACUGGUGAAGAGGAAGAGGACCAACCCAAACCGCAGAGUCUGAAGGAGAGAAUCGCCAUGCUACAGAAGCAGCAGAUGGAGCAAGCUGCACGCAGAGCCGACGUGAGCGAGAAGCCCAAGCCCAAGAAGCCCGUCAAGAAGAACACGGAUGAGUCGAUAGAGGCCGUUGCACCUCCACCAGUUCCUCAAGCACCUGUCGUGGCCCCAGAAGAAGAGGAAGAAGCUCCCUUGGAAGUCGAACAAGCCGAGCGCCAUGUCCGCCAAUCGCUCGACCAGCCUCGUGAACGCGAACGUACCCGCGGCGCAUCUGCUCGUGGAGUGUCUCGUGAGCCAGCAUCACCUGCUGUUGCCAAUGAAAUGUACAGCGAUGCCAACGACGCAGACAUGUCCGGAGCUGGAGACAUUACCGAGGAGAAUGACGUUGACAGCGACUCGACUCAGCCCGCCAGAAGAUCCAUGCAGGCACCGCGUGCACCCGCAGCUCCUAUCAAAGAAGCCGACGUCGGGGAGCAGCAAGAUACAACCGAGGACGAGGAGGAAGAAGAGGAUGAGAUGGAUGCCGAAACACGUCGUCGCUUGGAGCUUCGAGAGCGCAUGGCCAAGAUGAGUGGCGGUAUGGGCAUGGCGGGCAUGUUCGGAGCUCCCGCUGGAAUGCCCGGCAUGAUGGCACCUGCUCCUCCCAAGCCCAAGAAGGCUAGAGAGCCUAAACACGAGACAGACGAGGCUGCUCAGUCGCCCAUUGCUCAAGCUCCUCGCAUUCCUGUCAUGCCCAUCCCCGGUAUGCAGACAGUACGCAGUCCAGAGGCUGAAGACACUCAGAUUGGUGUUGAGAAAGAGGCUGAAUACGACACAUCGGUCACACAUGAAAGAGAGCCUUUGGUUGUGCCGGACGUUGAAGACAUCAAGCCUCAGCCGCCACCACACAUUGAGCCUGUACAUCGCGUACCUCCAAUUCCUCUGCCAUCUCCCACCAGUGAGCGCGCUCCUCCGGUGCCCACUGGUCGUCCAGUGCCUGCUCCACCAGUCCCCGAGAGCCGACCUGUACCUCCUCCACCUCCACCGAUCGAGACGCAGGUUGAUCCAACCGAGGGCGAGGAGUCGGAUGAUGAGCGUUCUCUAGCUCCUACGAGGCAGUCAACAGACACUUCAAGAGGCGUCCCUCCACCAAUCCCCAGACCAGAGGCAAACCGCUCACCAUCUAUGGGCUCGACCAAGCGUGCUUCAACCUUUGGCAGCAUAGACGCCAUGUCGCCCAAUUCUCCUGCCACGCCGAGCUCAGAGAGAAGACAGAGUCGCAUUCCCCCUAUACCUGGCACCAUGUCCUCUCCUCCGCAGGCUCGCGCUCCUCCCCCGCCACCGCCUGCUGGUGCUCCUCAGCUGCCUCCCAUCAUUCCGAGCGCUCCUCUUGGCGAGCCUGACGAGGGCGAGAGUGAUUACGAAGGCGACUACGAUACUGACAUUGCAUCUGGCGUCAACCACAAGGAUGCUUUGAAGUCGCAUGCCAGAGAUUCUAGCCUUGAGGAGACCGACAUACCUGCUCCUGCUCCUGUUCCCCGUGCUGUGCCUCCUCCUCCGCCAUCUCAACCUGCACCAACAAGAGCUUCAAUCGACGCACCCCGCGUGGCUCCACCACCUGUGCCUGUUCACGCUCCUACACAAUACGAGCAGUACGAGCAUGACGAGGACGACUACCAAGAGCCUUCUCGUGCUCUGCCGAUCCGUGCUGUACCACCCCCACCUCCGAGCGCACCAGCUCCCGUUCCUGCUCCGCAAGAGUACGCCGAUGACAGUUCUGACGAUCUUUACGGUGCAUCGCCUCCUCGUCAGUCCAUGGACCGCCCACCUCCACCUCCUCCUGUUGAUCAAGAUCGUGCUGCACCUCUGCCUCCUUCUCAACCACCGCCGCCCGCCCGUUCAUCGACCCACCAAUCUCGUCAAUCGCUUGAUGUCAGUCGUCCCUCGAUGAACAUGCGUCGCAGUAUGGAUGUUUCUAGGCCCAUGCAGGACGGUCAUAUCGCCACGGAUAUCGACCUUGCCGAGAACACUCUUUGGUGGGCACAACCAAACACUCCUCCUCCAACUUUCCAGAACCGCAGUGACAUUCUGUUCGAGGUUGAGGAGAAUGUGACUCAAAGACGCGGCGGUAGAACGGCCAUCACAAAGGACGUCUAUGUCUUGUUCAUCGACUACAGUCAAACCGUCAUCACUGCCCGCUACGACGGCCAGAACCCGCAAGAAGCUACACUUGAACAAAGACAUGAACCUCCUCCACCCCGUCUUCGUCAAGACCAACUCGAAACCGCAUGGCAGAAAUACGGCGCCCGCAUCUCAGAAGCCGCAGCGACAAAGAAGGAUCACGUCGUCGGUAAUGGCAGCCCCAACGCCCUCGUCCUUGAUCUCCUCAAACCCUUCAAUGAUGCACUCAAACCAGUCGGUACCCGUGCAUACGGCGCCCUCGUCUACGCCAACCUGGCCAACGCCUCUGUCCAACAACACGACGAGAUCCGCCCUGGUGACAUUGUCACUCUCCGCAAUGCCAAACUCCAAGGCAAACAUGGAGCCAUGCACAAAUCAUACUCCAUGGAUGUGGGUAUGGGAAAUACUCAUGUUGCAGUUGUCGUCGAUUGGGAUGGUACGAAGAAGAAGGUCAGAGCUUGGGAGCAAGGGAGGGAGAAACCCAAGACAAGGAUGGAGAGUUUCCGUCUCGGUGACCUUAGAAGUGGAGAAGUUAGGGUGUGGAGGGUUGUUGGGAGGGAGUGGGUAGGAUGGGAUUCUUAGAUGUGUUGUUUUCGAUGAUGAUAAGAAUACGAUUGUAGAAUUGAGAAGAUUCAUGGGUAUAAGGAGUUUUCCUUGUUGUUGUUGUUGUACAUAAUCGUUUUUCUUGUUACUGUUCAUUGUACCAAUCACUUCUUUCAUGUUUGCGGA